CCAGAUUCUGGGACUUGUUUUUCCUUUUCUUUGUCAAAGCUGUUAUUUGUGGGCACAAGUUGGGCAGAUAAAAGCCAGUAGGGUACGUCUCGCUUGAAGUGUUCUGUGACAGGAUAACUUGGUCAUAGAACAGGACAUUUAGGGCCUGCCAAGAGCAAGACAAAUUCAUGCAACAGACAGGUUUUUGUUUAUAUGGCAAAAUGUCUUUGAAAAGGUUAGACACUGCAGGCUGGGCACAGUGGUUCAUGCCUAUAAUCUCAGUACUUUGGUAGGCUGAGGUGGGUGGAUCACUUGAGGUCAGGAGUUCGAGACCAGCCUGGCCAACAUGAUGAAACCUCCUAUCUACUAAAAAUACAAAACUUAGCCAGGCGUGGUGGUGCAUGUCUGUAGCCCCAGCUACUUGGGACACUGAGGCAGGAGAAUAGCUUGAACCUGGGAGGCAGAGGCUGCAGUGAGCUGAGAUGGCACCACUGUACUCCAGUCUAGGGGAUAGAAUGAGACUCUGUCUUUAAAAAAAAAUGGCUAGACCUCUCAUUUUCUGAUUCCUAUGUUCGUCUUGUUGAUGAUUUGUUGGGAAGUAAUAGUACAGAAUUACUUUUCCCCUCAUUUAUAUUCCUCUUUUAAGAGUGGGGCAAGAGACUCCUGUUUCACGAAUUCUUUAUAUUUCUCUUCUCAGAGUGGAGCAAGGGAUUCCUGUUUUAUGCAUGAAUUCUUUUUUCAUGAGAACCCAGAAUUUUUAAUUGUUUGUAGGGAAAAAUCCCCAACUUUAUUGUUAAUAGUUUUAAAGUACAUUGCAAGGUCCCUUGUUUCAUGAGGGUUACAGGCCGAAGAAGGAUUGCCUGAGUCCAGGAGUUCGAGACCAGACUGGGCAACACGGUGAAACCCCCAUCUCUUAUUUUUUUAAAAAAGCAAAUAAUGUAAUAAAGUAAUUAUGGGCUGGGCACAGUGGCUCACACCUGUAAUCCCAGCACUUUGUGAGGCUGAGGUGGGCAGAUCACAUGAAACCAGAAGCUCAAGAUCAGCCUGGCUAACACAGUGAAACCCCAUCUCUACUAAAAAUACUAAAAUUAGGCAGAUAUGGCAGUGUGUGCCUAUAGUCCUGGAUACUCAGGAGGCUGAGGCAGGAGAAUUGUUUGAAUCUGGGAGGCGGAGGUUGCGGUGAGCUAAGACUGUGCCAUUGUACUCCAGCCUGGGCAACAGAGCAAGACUGCCUCAAAAAACAAACAACAAAAAAAUAAUAAAAUAAUUAGAAACAUGUUUGUGUCUGGUUCAUUUUGCUCAAAAUUUUUGUAAAAUUAAUCCAUGUUUGUAUUAGUCGGCAAAUCUACCAUAGCAAAGUAUCAGACUUGGGUUGCUUAGACAACAAAAGUUAGUUUUAUCAUGGCUCUGUAGGCAAGAAGGCCAAGAUCAAGAUCUAUCAGGAUGGUUUCUGGUGAGGCUUCUCUUCCUGGCUUGCAGAUAGCUGCCUUCUUGCUGUGUCCUCAAAUGGCCUUUCCUUUCUGUGUGUGCAGAAAGAGAUUUCUGGUCUCUUCCUCCUAUAAGGACACCAGUCCUAUUGGAUUAGGGCCCCAUCCUUAUGACUUCAUUUAACCUUAAUUACUUUCUUCAGAGCCUUAUCUCCAAUUACAGUCACACUGGAGGUUAAGGCUUAAAGAUAUAAAUUUUGGGGGUUGGGUAGGGGUGACAUAAUGCAGUCCAGAACAAUAUUACUAUAUGUCUGUUAGUUUUCAUAGCUGUGUAGAAAUUCUUUGUGUGCAUAUACUGUUUGGAAAACUCUGCCCCUAUCGUGAAAGCUCUCUUUCCCUCCCCCACAAAAAGGCUCCCUUAUCUCUCACUCUACAUACUGCUCUGGCCUUCCCGCCCGGCCGCAGCCACCUCCCGCCUGGCAACCAGCUGACCAAUCACCGCCUGCCUCAUCAGCACUCCCCAGCUUCCCGCUGCCCGGCUUCCCCGCCCGGCAUUUCAAACUGACCAACCGUUGCCCGCCACCUCGGUUCUCUCAGCUUCCCCACUCCCUCAGCCCUUCAGCCCCCUAUAAAAGAACUCUGCUCCUCUGAGCGGCGUGGCCAUUUUCCUCUUCUUCCCAGCUGGUCCGCCUGGAGGCUCUUUCCUCUCAAUAAAGCCUGAACUUAAGACUUUCUUCUAACCUGCGGUCCGGUUUUUUUCUGAACAAGCUCUGUCUUCCCAUAGAGGGUAGGUUGGACAAGUGGUGCCGAAACCUGGGAGCUGGGGCCAUUGGCCCGGCCACAGCCCCCUCCCCUGACCUACCCAACACUGGCCCUGCCACCUCCACGCUCCGAUUAAGGUAAGCCAAGUUUAUUCUUGCUUUACCUUCCCCCGCUUCCCUUCUCCUCCUCCUACGGCAUGGUGCAGUUGCUCCCCUCCGGCGUUCCGCACGGACUCCUCGCCUAGUCUCGGCCGAGCCAAGGAAGUCCUCCAUUCCGGCUCCAGGAGCCUUCCAAGGGGUAGCUGCCAGACGGGGGACGCCCCUCUGACCGCUUCCCUAACCAUACUUAACUGUACUCCGGGGAAUUUGCAACAAAAGGGGACGCCUUUUCUUUGCAUCUACCCAACCGCGCCGGAGGGUCUGUAGCUACGCCCGCCAUCGGAAAUUCGGAGUCCAAAAUACCUUCUAGCACCCCCCUUGGGUGCUUGCUGCAAAAUUUUACCAAAUUGGGAUACUCCCAAACCCUCAGAAAGAAAAAGCUUGUCUUCCUGUCCCAGGUGGCUUGGCCCCAAUACAAACUCAGUAACCAGUCACAUUGGCCCCCGACUGGCACUUUCGAUUUCAACACCCUCUGAGAUCUCGACAAUUUUUGUCACCGCACGGGCAAAGACAAUGAAAUUCCUUUCGUUCAGGCUUUUUGGGACCUCCGUACCCGCCCUGACUUACGUUCUUCCUGCUCCACCUACCAAAUCCUCUUAGCUCGUACCCCUCGUAAAUCUUCCUCCACUACCUCUCCCCCUCCCUACUCCUCACCAGAAGAUCUGCCUGAACAUCUGUCCCCUCCUGCCAACCUCGGCAACCAGUCGCCAUCAACAGCACACCCUUCCCCCACUCCCUCUGCACCUCCUACCUCAGAGGCCAUGCCUCGCCCUUCCUCCACUCCCUCUGGGCCCCCUCCCUCGGAGGCCACACUUCCUCUUGCCUCCCCAGUGGCGGCCCACACCCGCUCUCACCAACCAACUAUCCUGGCCCCACUCCGAGAAGUAUCAGGCACUGAAGGCUUAGUCAGGGUCCAUGUUCCUUUCUCACUCCAAGACCUGUCCCAAAUUGAGAAACAUUUAGGAUCCUUCUCAGCCGACUCGUCCACCUAUAUUAAGGAAUGCCAAUACCUCACUCAAGCCUACAGCCUCACGUGGCAUGAUAUUCGCGUUAUCUGUACCUCCACCCUCACUGCAGAAGAGCAUGAGCGCAUCCUAGCGGCAGCCAGACACCAAGCAGAUAAAGAUCAUGCUAUAGAUAACCAGAUCCCCCUAGGCCCCGAAGUAAUCCCAAGUGAAGACCCCCAAUGGGACUAUCAGGCCCAAGAGAGACCACAUGAUUAGAUACCUCCUCAGGGGAAUGGAUACUGUAUCUAACAAAGUUGUAAACUAUGAUAAACUAAGAGAAGUCACCCAACUACCCGAUGAAAACCCUGCCCUGUUUCUCACCCGUCUUCAAGACGCCCUUACCUGCUUUACUUGCCUAGACCCAGCCUCACAAAACGGGGCGUCUGUCCUAGCAUCUCAUUUCAUAUCUCAGUCCGCCCCUGAUAUCUGGAAAAAACUGAAGAAGGUAGGAGAUGGCCCCGAAACCCCUAUACAGGACUUGGUAAAAAUGGCCUUUAAAGUAUUCAAUGCCAGGGAAGAUGCGGCUGAGGCUGCCCGCCAAACUCGCAUGAAGCAGAAAGUCACUCUACAGACCCAAGCCCUAGUAGCGGCCCUUCGGCUGGCAGAAAUAACAAGGGUAAAGCAAAUACCCGCACCCCUCCAGGGGCGUGUUUCAAAUGUGGAAAAGAAGGGCACUGGUCAAAAGCCUGCCCCCAGCCACCCCUAUUUGUCAGCUCAUGGGACACUGGAAGUCGGAUUGCCCUAACUCACCUCAGGCCUCAGUUCCUCAAAACUCUGGCACGAGGGGGCAGCAGGGUAACAUCCCCUGGAGCCAGGCUUCUGCCUUAGCUGGUCAGGAGCCAGGCAUUCAGGAAUCUCCAAUCCCAAAGCUGUUAGGGUUCAGGGAUGAUUAACAGGGCCCUGGCUCCUCAACCGCAGUUACCCUUGCUGAGCCCAGGGUCAUGCUUCAGGUAGUGGGUGAGAGCGUACACGGGGGCUACCUACUCCGUUCUUCCCUCCUUUUCAGGCAAAUCCACCCCUUCCCAGGUCUCUGUUAUAGGAAUUGAUGGGUCCCCCUCCACUCCUCACCAAACCCCACCCUUAACCUGUCUGUUUGGCCCUUCCAUUUUUACCCACUCCUUUCUAGUCAUUCCCUCUUGCCCUGUACCUCUCCUAGGGUGAAAUAUCCUAGUAAAAUUGCAAGCUACCAUUACUUUUCCACACACAGAGACCUUCCUCUUACCCCUCAUCACCAACUCACCUUCCCCCCUUCCUCCUGCCGAACUCCUCCCUGACGUAAAUCCCAAAGUAUGGGAUACUGAUACCCCCACUGUAGCCUCAAACCACCAACCCAUACUCAUACACCUAAAAGACCCCACAGCCUUCCCUUCUCACCCUCAGUUUCCUAUCUCCAAAGUUCACCGUCUCGGCCUCCUACCUAUCAUAAAUAAACUAAAAGCUCAAGGACUACUCAUUCCUGCAAACUCCCCCUGCAACACUCCCAUUCUGCCUGUGAAAAAGCCCUCAGGUCAGUACCGCCUGGUUCAAGACCUCCACCUUAUCAAUGCAGCAGUCAUUCCAGUCCAUCCAGUAGUCCCCAACCCCUAUACCAUCCUCUCACAUAUCCCACUUUUCAGUCCUAGAUCUUAGGGAUGCUUUUUCUCUAUCCCGCUACACCCCGACUCCUACUUCCUCUUUGCUUUUACCUGGAAAGAUCCUGUCACCAAUCUGUCUCAACAGUUAACGUGGACGGUCCUCCCUCAAGGCUUCCGGGACAGCCCCCACCUGUUCAGCCAGGCCCUGGCGACAGACCUGCAGCAAUGUAACAUCUCCCCUUCUUCCUUACUCCAGCUGGAUCCAAGCUUUCCCCACAGCUUAUAAAACCGCAGGAGUUGUAGCCGAGCACCUCAUCCAGGACAUCAUUCCCCGAUUCAGCCUUCCUUCUACCAUCCAGUCAGACAACGGACCUGCCUUUAUUUCUAAGAUCACCACUGCCGUUUCCACAUCCUUAGGGAUUCAGUGGAAACUGCAUGCAGCCUACCAUCCCCAAUCCUCGGGCCGCCAUCGACAAUUCUGCAGAAUCUUUAGCCUCUCUCCAAAGACAGAUCACCUCAGUGGCUCAAGUCGCCCUACAAAAUCGCCGGGCGUUAGACCUCCUCACCGCCGAGCGAGGAGGAACCUGCAUCUUCCUACAAGAAGAGUGCUGCUACUACAUCAAUGAGUCCGGCCUAGUAGAAACCCGAAUCGAGAACCUCCAGAAACUUAAAGUUAACCUGCAGAAUCAAAAAUUCUCAGCUGAAGCCACAGCACAGUGGUCUUCCUCUGUGUAUACCCUCUUGUCCCCGUUGCUUGGGCCCCUGAUAGCCGUUUGCCUAAUCUUACUUAUCGCUCCUUGUUUUCUACAGUUCCUACAGCGGCGCUUUCAGGAACUAACUCGAGUCACCAUCCACCAGAUGCUGCUCCGACCUUACCCCGAACAGGUGCUGGAAGCGGACCCCUCCCCGAACAUCCAGGCUCCUUAGGAAAAGAAACCUCUUCAGAACCCCCCGUCGACCCUUGUCAGCAGGAAGUAGCCAGAGAGACAACCGACGCCCCUGACCCCCUCUCUUCUUUUCUUUAAGGAGUCGGGAAUGUUUGGAAAACUCUGCCCCUAUCGUGAAAGCCCUCCCCCUCCCACACAAAGGGACUCCCUUCUCUCUCACUCUACAUACUGCUCUGGCCCUCCCGCCGGCCGCAGCCACCUCCCGCCCGGCAACCGGCUGACCAAUCACCGCCCGCCUCAUCAGCUCGCCCCAACUU
Molecule: messenger RNA, 6111 nt
Organism: Callithrix jacchus (white-tufted-ear marmoset)
Lineage: Eukaryota; Metazoa; Chordata; Mammalia; Primates; Cebidae
Source: RefSeq, a predicted model, not a curated record